Molecule: messenger RNA, 1230 nt
Organism: Penicillium pulvis
Lineage: Eukaryota; Fungi; Ascomycota; Eurotiomycetes; Eurotiales; Aspergillaceae
Product: serine hydrolase domain-containing protein
Exons: 4
Coding region: 1-1230 (409 amino acids)
Source: RefSeq, a predicted model, not a curated record
AUGAGCCCACUUCCACCCGCAACUCAGGAGGCAGUCAAAAACCUCAUAGACUCCGCCUGUAGUAAUCAAAAUGGACUGCCGGGCGCUUCCGUUGCAAUUGUGGGGAAGGAUGGCAUGUUAUUGUUCUCCCACGCAGGUGGAAAGCGAGGACAUGUGAACCCUGAGCCCCUAACAACUGACAGCGUAUUCUGGAUCGCAUCAUGUACAAAAUUGAUCACCGGGAUUGCGUGUAUGCAACUUGUUGAACAGGGUCGGAUUUCCUUGGAUGAUUCGGAAGAGACCGAGCGCAUAUGUCCUGAGCUGAAGGAUUUAAAGGUCGUGCAAGAAGAUGGCACAUUGGUGGAUAAGAAGCGUGGCAUUACACUGAGAAUGCUCUUGUCUCACACUGCUGGGUUUGGAUACGCCUUUAUGAACGAUAAACUACGGGACUAUAGCCAACCGAUUGGCUAUGAUGAGUUCUCGGGUGAUAUCAGAGACUUCAAGCAACCUUUGGUGCACCAGCCAGGAGAAGCCUGGGAGUAUGGGGUAAACAUUGACUGGGUAGGCGUUGUGAUUGAACGUGUCACCGGCAAGCGACUCAAUGAUUAUUUCCACCAACAUAUCUUCGAACCACUGGGACUUACUCAGAUCUCAAUGAUCCCCACUUCAGCCAUGAUGGACAACCUAGCCUACAUGCACCACCGAGACUUGACUGGCAAAAUCUGGCCUCGGGAUCAUCUUCUCAGACGAGCACUGACACUGGAAUCCAAAUCCGAGCAAGAAUCUUAUUUCAACAGUGGUGGAGCCGGGUGCUUCUCCACACCCCAGGAUUAUUGCCAAAUCCUAGCCGUUCUUCUCAAUAAUGGAACAUCUCCAACUACCGGUGCACAGCUUUUGCAGAAACAGACCGUGGACGAUAUGUUCUGCGACCAGAUUGCGCAUCUCCCACCCCUGUGUGAGAAGUACCUCUCCGACGCAAAGCCUGACCUAGCGGGUCCCAGUACGGGUCUGCAUCCAACUGUUGAGGGAGAUCGUCAGGGCUGGGGAUUGACAUUCCUGCUCAGCGGAGGCUCUACAGGCCGCUCCGUGGGAACAGCCCAAUGGUCUGGACUUCCGAACCUUUUCUGGUGGUGCGAUCGUGAGAAUGGUGUGGGAGGUAUGGUGUGUGCACAGAUCUUGCCUUUUGGUGACGAUAAGGUCUUCAAUUUGUUUCAGGAUGUUGAGGCUGCUGUUUAUAAAGGGCUUGUUUGA